AUGGCCAUUCGAACGCAGAAGCUCUUCCAGCUGCAAGGCCGCUCAUCGACCCCCAAAAGCCAAGUAGGUGCUCACUAUAUGUUCGACAGCAGCCUAGAGCCGCCCGCGCUGGACCAGACGGGAAAGACAGAAGCGUACGCUCUCGUAUUAAUCCUUAAAAGGCCUAUUGAUCCUCCGCCAAUACUUCAGUUGAUGAUGCAAGACUUUGACCCAGACAAUCCUGCAGAUGUGGAAGAAAUCACAAGCCAGUGGUGGGUGGUGUACUGUAAUCUGGUGGCGGCGGAGACACCGAGUCAAGACUUAACCACCAUGCACUUUUUUCGAGACGACGGUAGGAAAGAAGUUCAAAGGUUGCUCCUUGGGACUAUGGUGGCCAGUCCGACCGUAACUAUGGACGACCCUGACCCGGAAACGAUGCCGCAACAUCCGAGAGCGCCUUCUGCUCCUCCCAGUCCUACGAUUGAUCGGUUCAUUCCGAGGUCUUCAGCUUCCUCGACGAGGAAAGAAAGACCGCCUCAUCAAAUACCAGGCUCGUUCUUCAUCUUCCCUGAUUUGUCCGUCCGAAGAGCCGGUGACUAUCGCCUACAAUUCACUCUUAUGAAGAUGGAGGCCGGAAUUUUGAACCAAAAAGGCUCAAAGGUCCCGGCUGUCGAUAUCACCUUCAGCGAGCCCUUUCGCGUCGUCAAUGCAAAAGAUUUCGAUCAAGUGCAGCCGAGUACCAAUCUGGUAAAGGGUCUCCUACAGCGUGGCGCAGGUUUCCCUCUGAAGCUCAAGAAAGGAAAUAGAGAGGGCCAGAGACGCAGAAGGCACAAUUCCGGAGGUGAUUCGGAGUACUACGAUGACGAUGAUGAUUAA
Molecule: messenger RNA, 855 nt
Organism: Exophiala spinifera
Lineage: Eukaryota; Fungi; Ascomycota; Eurotiomycetes; Chaetothyriales; Herpotrichiellaceae
Exons: 2
Coding region: 1-855 (284 amino acids)
Source: RefSeq, a predicted model, not a curated record